GCCCGGCGGCGGGGGGUGGGCGGCGCUGUGAUGGCGGCGGCGGGGUGCGGGCAGCGCCGGGGGGGCUGCGCCGCUCCGACCUCGGGAGCCAUGGCAGGGAGACGCGGCAGGGCCCUGCCCUGAGGACGAGGAGGAGGCGAAGGACACGGCAGUGCCGAGGGGGCCCCGCCGCGGGGGCCGCCACCCGCGCCGCCGGGGAUGCUGCGGUGGGUCCGGCAGCAGCUGGGGUUUGACCCACCGCAUCAAAGCGAUACAAGAACUAUUUACAUAGCAAAUCGUUUUCCCCAGCAUGGCCACUAUGUUCCUCAGAAGUUUGCAGACAACCGAAUCAUAUCAUCCAAGUAUACAGUGUGGAAUUUUGUUCCAAAAAACUUAUUUGAGCAGUUCAGAAGAGUAGCCAACUUUUAUUUUCUGAUUAUAUUUUUGGUUCAGCUCAUGAUAGAUACCCCUACCAGUCCUAUUACCAGUGGAUUGCCAUUAUUCUUUGUCAUAACAGUGACAGCCAUAAAACAGGGUUAUGAAGACUGGCUACGGCAUAAAGCAGACAAUGAAGUAAACGGUGCUCCAGUUUAUGUUGUUCGAAGUGGUGGCCUAGUGAAAACUAGAUCUAAAAACAUUCGGGUGGGGGACAUUGUCAGGGUAGCCAAAGAUGAGACUUUCCCUGUUGAUCUGGUGCUCCUGUCAUCUGAUCGAGUUGAUGGUUCAUGCCAUGUUACUACUGCAAGUUUGGAUGGAGAGACCAAUCUUAAGACACAUGUUGCAGUUCCAGAAACAGCAGUGUUGCAGUCCGUUACCAACCUGGACAAACUUGUAGCUGUUAUAGAAUGUCAGCAGCCGGAAGCAGAUCUAUACAGAUUUGUUGGAAGAAUAACUAUAAGUCAACAAGCUGAAGAAAUCGUACGACCUCUUGGGCCUGAAAGUCUCUUACUUCGUGGAGCAAGAUUAAAAAACACUAAAGAAAUAUUUGGUGUUGCAGUGUAUACAGGUAUGGAGACAAAGAUGGCAUUAAAUUACAAGAGUAAAUCUCAGAAACGGUCAGCAGUAGAAAAAUCUAUGAAUUCAUUUUUGAUUAUUUAUCUAAUAAUCCUCCUCUUUGAAGCCAUUCUGAGUACUAUUUUAAAAUAUGCCUGGCAAGCUGAAGAAAAAUGGGAUGAGCCUUGGUAUAAUGAAAAAACAGAGCAUGAAAGAAACAGCAGUAAGAUUCUGAGAUUUAUUUCCGAUUUCCUUGCUUUUCUGGUACUUUACAAUUUUAUCAUACCUAUUUCACUUUAUGUGACUGUUGAGAUGCAGAAAUUUCUUGGAUCUUUUUUUAUUGGCUGGGAUCUUGACCUCUAUCAUGAAGAAACAAACCAGAGAGCACAAGUAAAUACUUCAGACCUCAAUGAGGAAUUGGGACAGGUAGAAUAUGUGUUUACAGACAAAACUGGUACAUUAACUGAAAAUGAGAUGCAGUUUCGUGAGUGCUCCAUUAAUGGCAUAAAGUAUCAAGAGGUCAAUGGUAAACUAACUCCAGAGGGGUUUUCUGAAGAUUCUCCAGAUGGAAAUAGGCAUAGCUUGAUGAAAGAGGAAGAACUCUUCUUGAAAGCAGUUUGUCUUUGUCAUACGGUGCAGAUCAAUACAGAUCAGACAGAUGGUGCUGAUGGUCCCUGGCAUGCCAAUGGAAUAGCAUCUCCAUUGGAGUAUUAUGCUUCUUCACCAGAUGAGAAAGCUUUAGUUGAAGCUGCAAGCCGGGUUGGAGUAGUAUUUACUGGAAUUAGUGGGGACAGUAUGGAAGUAAAAAGUCUUGGAAAACCAGAAAGGUAUAAAUUGCUUCAUGUGUUGGAAUUUGAUCCGAAUCGCAGGCGAAUGAGUGUCAUUGUAGAGAGUCCCUCAGGGGAAAAGCUUUUAUUCACAAAGGGAGCAGAAUCUUCCAUUCUUCCUCGUAGUAAGAGUGGAGAAAUAGAUAAAACAAGGGUACAUGUGGAUGAAUUUGCUUUGAAAGGACUAAGAACUUUGUGCGUAGCCUACAGAAGAUUCGCACCUGAGGAGUAUCAAGAAAUUGGCAAACGCCUUCAUGAGGCCAGGACUGCCUUACAACAACGGGAAGAAAGAUUAGCAGAUGUAUUCAACUUCAUAGAAAGGGAUCUGGAAUUACUUGGGGCUACAGGAGUAGAAGACAAACUGCAGGAGAAAGUCCAAGAAACUAUAGAAGCACUCAGGUUGGCUGGUAUCAAAGUGUGGGUACUCACUGGAGAUAAGCAUGAAACGGCUGUCAGUGUCAGUUUGUCAUGUGGACACUUUCACAGAACCAUGAACAUCCUUGAGCUUGUGCAACACAAGUCAGACAGUACAUGCGCAGAGCAACUGAGGCAACUAGCCAAGAGAAUAAAGGAAGACCAUGUUAUCCAGCAUGGACUGGUUGUGGAUGGGACCAGCCUCUCUCUUGCACUCAGGGAACAUGAAAAAUUGUUCAUGGAAGUUUGCAAAAGCUGUUCUGCAGUGUUGUGCUGUCGCAUGGCACCCCUCCAGAAAGCAAAGGUAGUGCGACUGUUAAAAACGUCUCCAGAGAAACCUAUAACGUUAGCAGUUGGUGAUGGUGCUAAUGAUGUGAGCAUGAUACAAGAAGCACAUGUUGGCAUAGGAAUCAUGGGCAAGGAAGGAAGACAAGCUGUACGGAACAGUGACUAUGCAAUUGCACGGUUUAAAUUCCUCUCUAAGUUGCUUUUUGUUCAUGGGCACCUUUACUAUAUUAGAAUAGCAACCCUUGUACAGUACUUUUUUUAUAAGAAUGUGUGCUUUAUUACACCACAAUUUUUAUAUCAGUUCUUCUGUUUGUUUUCACAACAAACGCUCUAUGACAGUGUAUACCUGACUUUGUACAAUAUUUGUUUCACUUCCUUGCCUGUCCUCAUAUACAGUCUUUUUGAACAGCAUGUGCAUCCGCAUGUAUUACAGAGUAAACCUGUGCUCUAUCGAGACAUCAGUAAAAAUGCCCAUCUGGGUUUUAAACCAUUUCUUUACUGGACCAUCUUGGGCUUCUUUCAUGCAUUUAUUUUCUUUUAUGGCUCGUAUCUUCUAAUGGGAGAAGACACUUCUCUGCUGGGAAAUGGCCAGAUUUUGAAACCUAACAGGCAAAUGAUGUUUGGAAACUGGACAUUUGGUACUUUGGUCUUCACCGUUAUGGUUAUAACUGUUACGAUGAAGAUGGCACUAGAAACUCACUUCUGGACAUGGAUAAACCAUUUUGUUACUUGGGGAUCCAUUGUAUUUUAUUUCAUAUUCUCCUUGUUUUAUGGGGGAAUUAUCUGGCCAUUUUUACAUACCCAGGACAUGUACUUUGUAUUUGUUCAACUGUUGUCAAGUGGUUCUGCUUGGUUUGCCAUAAUCCUCAUAGUAGUUGCUUGUUUGUUUAUUGAUGUUGUGAAGAAAGUGCUGUAUAGACAUCUACAACCAACAAGUACAGAAAAAGCCCAGAUGUACUCCAGCAGAGUUGCUUUAAGUGACGAGUUCAUCGCACUGCAGCCAUUGUCCAGGGCAAGGAAUCAGCUGAGCAAAAUUAGCUUGCUGAGGCAGGUUCAGGUAUCAACUGCUUGGACUCCAUGUGCUGCUUCUCAGAUGGGGAAACAGCAUGCACAUCUGUUAGAAGAGUGCUGGAACGAGUAAUGGGAAGAUGUAGUUCGAGCCGAGUCAACAGUGUUUGUAAGGUUACCGAAGAAACAUGCAUUUAAUCAAUUCAGGAAGAACUUAAGAAUGCAUCUGUCUGCCAAGGUAUAUUUUUCUAUUUGCAGUAAAUCUAAACCAGUAAUUUCUCUCUUAGUAGAACGUAGAAUUGGUUUGCGUAAGACCAGAUUUCUUUGGUCUGACGAAUAUUCUGGAUGGAAGUGGCCCUGGUUUUGUACUGAUGUCACAAAUCUUUUAAAAUUGCUUCUAUUCAAGGAGGGUUGAUUUUGUGCGUUUCUCUGACAGCUAAAGCGUAUGAAACCAUUUGCCGCACAUUGGGUGCAGUGUAGGAUUCUUCGUAAAGACUGAAUAAAAUGCAGCUCACGCAGUGCAACUCUAGCGUUCCUCUCUGGUUUAAAGUGCAUGGCUGAGGGGGAAUUUUCCCCAGAGAGGAAGGGUUUCAGAAUUACCUCUUAGCCUUGAAACCCAUAAUGUGCAGGAGAAGGGCCUGUGGUAGAUGUUCUCAGUCAAAAGCAAGACUGGGGUGUGGCCUCUUUACUAUGCAGAGUCUUAAGAAGCACCUUCUCCACAGCCACCUUCCGAAAGGGUUUGAGUUCUCAGCAGAUUUUAGUUCUUGUUCUGUGAAAAAGAGGGUUUGGUUUUGUUACUUAGAAAAACAGAGCUUUAGUUGCCAAAUCUACGCUUUUUACAGGGUGCAGUGGAGGAUAUAAGUAGGAACAUGCUCUGAAUUUUAGUUUGUGAAACAAUGUAAAUAUUCUGCUUAAAAUAUUCUGUAUAUUUUUUAAGGUUACAAGGGGAGUGAGGGGAAAUUAAUACAGAGGAAGGCAGGCUGAAAACUUGGGCUUUACAUUUUCAGAAUAAUGUGUUGUUUUCUAGUGCAAAAUAUGAUCUGAGAAAAGCUUAUGCAAUUUAGAAUGCAUAUUAGGCAACUAUAAUUUCUUACUGGAAACCUUUGUUAUUACUUUCAAACACGUGGGUUUUUUUAUGACAGUGUAACUUCUAUAUCGAGAAUAAAAAAAACCUCAUUUUCUAGUGUUAGAACUGUCUCAAGGCUGUAGUCCAUUUUACUUUUAAUAGUUUUAUCUGACACGUACUUCUAAAUAUUAGUGAUUUGAGUGAGAUUCGAUGUUCAAAAGUGCUCAAUCACAAUGUGCUUCUGAACCAUUUACUUUGAGAUUCUCUCUUUCUUGGCGUAGACUACGUAAUAACUCUCACUCCGCCGUCACGGCGCUCGCCUCGGCCUUCUUACUCAGCCAUCAUUGCUUUAAAGGAGUUCUUGCUAGAGCUGGGCGAACCGUUCGUCAUGGACUAAUUGAGCCUUUUUUCUGUUCCUAAAUGAUUUCCCAGUUGGACUUUCUCCUUUGCAGAUCUGUUUUUUUUCUGUCAAUGUUUUUAUUGUUGGUGGGUUUGUUUGUUCUUUGCUUCUGUUGUUUGCUUCCAGCGGCACGAUUUGUCUGGGUUCUUCUCUCUGGUGGAAUGACUCUUUAUAAACAGGAGGAGGAAAGAUGGGAUGCUCGUGGCUGUACCAGUUCUUGCUGUCAGUCGUCGUAGAAGCGCAUUCACAUUGGUAUUUGCAAGCUGCCUGCUUUCCGUAGAUGUUUUUCCUUCAGCUACAUACUGCUGGUAGAGGCAUCAGAAACCACCCGGAGAGCCCCGGGCGCUGCCCCGGCUGCUGUGGCUUUUCUUAAAAGGCACAUUCUCUUCACUUUGAAGUUUCCGCCUUGCCCAACUGCAGCCACGCUAUGAUGUUGUAGUAUAAUAAGUUCAUACAAUUGCCAUCAUUGUAGAUGCAAUUUUUUGUUUGUUGUUUCCAGUCUGUAUAAAUGCACGGACACGAAUAAAACCGGUGGGGCGAUGGGCUGGAGAGCUCUGUACGGAACAGGAAGGGGCAGCCGGGCCGCGGGCGGCUGUUACUGACACAGUGUGACUUGUCUGAAAGAAACACUCGGUGCACCUGACUGGCUUGCGGUGCAUUUAUUUUUUUCCUUAGCAGUUUUAAAGGAGAUAUUACUUCAUACAUCAGUGGGUUCUCAGCGUCUUUACAUUUUGGGAAUGGGAUAAAAGAUAACCCAUGGGGCGUAUUGUUCAGAAAGGGUAAAGUGGUUGAAAAUGAGACUAAGAUCAUUAUUGCAGCAAGGAAUAUAUAUUUACAAUUUCCAGUUACAGUCCCAUGAGAAAUUUCAAGUCCUAUGCACACGGAAACAACAAAUCACCGAGACUACAGUUUUUUUCACUGGUUUUUUUUUUUGAAAAGAAAAACUUGAAUUAUAUCAUAUCUGCAAGAAGUAUCCUUUUAAAGAUGAUGAUGAGCCUUAAUCUUAGGCAAAUAAGGGGCAUUGACAACUGGAAACCGUAGCAAUA
Messenger RNA from Cuculus canorus (common cuckoo), 6021 nucleotides. It is a transcript of the gene ATP11B, whose product is annotated as ATPase phospholipid transporting 11B (putative). Gene Ontology annotation, biological process: phospholipid translocation. The transcript is spliced from 32 exons. Bases 199 to 3642 code for a protein of 1147 amino acids. Gene Ontology annotation, cellular component: recycling endosome; endoplasmic reticulum; trans-Golgi network. Gene Ontology annotation, molecular function: magnesium ion binding; ATPase-coupled intramembrane lipid carrier activity; ATP hydrolysis activity. NCBI's taxonomy places the organism in Eukaryota, Metazoa, Chordata, Aves, Cuculiformes, Cuculidae. The record is from RefSeq and is a predicted model, not a curated record.